Pisolithus orientalis is the source of this 2283-nucleotide messenger RNA. Its product is annotated as RIO1-domain-containing protein. The transcript is spliced from 5 exons. Gene Ontology annotation, molecular function: ATP binding; protein serine/threonine kinase activity. Lineage: Eukaryota; Fungi; Basidiomycota; Agaricomycetes; Boletales; Pisolithaceae. Bases 189 to 2075 code for a protein of 628 amino acids. Gene Ontology annotation, biological process: maturation of SSU-rRNA. The record is from RefSeq and is a predicted model, not a curated record. Gene Ontology annotation, cellular component: cytosol; preribosome, small subunit precursor.
GUAACUGCAAAAGAGACCCGUAACCCAGUGCCCUACGCUUGUCGGAAUAUUCACGGAAACAUGCCUUGAACACGAUGUUGCAUUCAACCUAGUAGUGCCAAUCAACACUCGUAUUUCUGGUGGUCUCAUUUCACUCUGUGACAGGCACCAGUCCUGUUUGAUUAGAUAGCAGAGUCUAAACUUCAUACAUGUCUACCGACAACCCACUCAGUCUUACACGGGAUCAAUUCAAUGGCACCCUCGACCAAGACAAUACUCGCAAUGGUGGCCACUACGUUGACGAUGCCGACCAAUGGUCGAGCUCUACAGAUGAAGACGUCGACGACGAACUCAGCGACGAUGAUUUCGAGGACAGCAGGGUAGAAGACGAAGACUGGGAGAUCGCUGAGCGAGAUUUUACGAAACAAUACAAUCGCUUGCGUCAGCACGUCGCUGUCCGUACGGGCAAUGCCCAGGGUACUCACUCAUCCAUCAACCAAAACGUGGCCGUAGCUUCCCUCCCAGCGGUGAAUCAGCCGCGAGCCGCCGGUGCGACAGCCCCGGCCCACGCAAAGGAUAAAACUACGGGACAGUUGGCGUCGCUCUUGAAGUACACCUCCAGGAUAGCCAAGAUUGACCAGCCGUACGUCUUAGGCGUGGGUGUUAACAGGAAGGGCCCGAGCUCGUAUGCCAACUUGAAGGAUAAAUCUGAUCGAGCUACCUCGGAACUCGUGUUGGACCCUCGCACACGACUGGUUCUAUUCAAGAUGAUUGGUCGUGGGUUGAUUCAAGAAGUCAACGGAUGUGUCAGUACAGGGAAAGAGGCCAACGUUUAUCAUGCGUUGACCCCUGACAACCAACAUCUAGCACUCAAAAUAUACAAGACAUCCAUCCUUGUCUUCAAGGAUCGGGACCGAUACGUCACCGGCGAGCACAGAUUCAGACACGGUUACAGCCGUAAUCCUCGCAAGAUGGUGCGUCUGUGGGCGGAAAAAGAGAUGCGGAACCUGAAACGAUUGGUCGCUGCGGGCAUCUAUUGCCCUGAUCCUGUCGAAGUCAAGGAGAACGUCCUGGUGAUGAAGUUCCUUGGCGAUAAAGAGGGGUGGGCCUCUCCGCGACUGAAGGACGCCGAGAUACCAUCCUCCGAUUAUCCUUCCUUGUAUCAAGAACUGGUCCUCAACAUGCGCCGCAUGUACCACCAGUGCAAACUCGUCCAUGCCGAUCUGUCAGAGUACAACAUCAUCUAUCACGACUCACAUCUUUACAUCAUUGAUGUCUCCCAGAGCGUCGAGCACGACCAUCCUGCCGCUUAUGAUUUCCUUAGGAAGGACAUCAAAAACGUCGAAGAAUAUUUCGGGCGGUUCGGCGUGACGGGUCUCGGCAUUCGACGCUGUUUUGAUUUCAUCACCCGUGAAGUGUUCGGUGAAGAUAGCGGCACACUGGACGAGCGCGAGAUUCUCGUGCAAUGCAUAUCAGAGGUACAGCAAGCACCGCAACCACAGGAACAGCAGCCAUCGGGCGAAGAAAACGAUAGCGCGAAAGUGCCAACCAAAGAUGUUGAUGAUGAACACGAUGCUGCGCAUCAAGAUCAUGAAGAGAAUGUGUUCUUACGGUCCUACAUCCCGCGGACGCUCAAUGAGGUGUACGAUCCGGAACGCGAUAUUGACGCUCUCAAACAAGGCAAAGGGCUUAUCUACAGGGACACAAUCGGUCUGGUGGACCCUGCAGCUGCUUCUCAGCAGCGGAAACCCGAAAAUGGUGGACAUCAUCAGCAUCAGCAUCAGCACGUACAUUUUGAUGAUCGUGACGAACAAAAUGAAGAACGGCCCGACCGUUCUUCAGAUAUGGAGAGUGAUGAUGAUAGUGAUGGGUCCAGUACGGCCGGUGAGGAAGAUCUCGAAGGCGAGCGCGAGGGUGAUGGUGAAGUUGAGAAGGAUAACCUACGUAAAGUUCCACGGGGUCACAGGCACGAGGACCGAGAAGCCAAGAAGGAACGCAAAAAAGCUGUAAAAGCCGAGGCAAGGGAAAAGAGAAAGAACAAAAUACCUAAAGCAGAGAAAAAACGCAGGAUCAAGGUCACACAACGUUCACGAUAAUGAACGUGCGACGCUCCCCCAGUACUGCUUCGAUUUCGUACACGCAAUUGCAGGGUGUGGUAUCGCUUGUCAUAAAAAUGAAUAUGUAUAUGUGCACACUUUUUUUAGGUAUCCGGUGCGUGCGGGUCGUGCUUCUUAUGCAUCGGUGAUACACCCGUGGCUGGCAUCCGUCACGGUCUUCACAUAUCUCAUGAGGGUACCCUGGGUA